Molecule: messenger RNA, 1557 nt
Organism: Nerophis lumbriciformis (worm pipefish)
Lineage: Eukaryota; Metazoa; Chordata; Actinopteri; Syngnathiformes; Syngnathidae
Source: RefSeq, a predicted model, not a curated record
AUGGCGGCGGCAGUGACCAACUCGGCCAAAUGGCAACUGUGCUACGACGUCGGCGCUGACACUUGGUGGAUGGAUGAGUUCCAUCCGUUCAUCGAGGCCUUGUUGCCGCAGGUGCGUGCCUUCGCCUACACGUGGUUCAACCUGCAGGCCAGGAAGAGGAAGUACUUCAAGAAGCACGAGAAGAGGAUGACCAAAGAAGAAGAGAGGGCCGUCAAGGAGGAACUCCUGGGGGAGAAGGCCGAGGUUAAGCAAAAGUGGGCCUCGCGCCUCCUGGCCAAACUACGCAAGGACAUCCGACCGGAAUGCCGGGAGGACUUUGUCAUGUCGCUGACGGGCAAAAAGGGGGCCUGCUGCGUCCUGUCCAAUCCGGACCAGAAAGGCAAAAUGCGACGCAUCGACUGCCUGAGGCAGGCGGACAAGGUGUGGAGGCUGGACCUGGUGAUGGUGAUCCUGUUCAAGGGGAUCCCGCUGGAGAGCACCGACGGCGAGCGACUGGUCAAGGGCGCCCACUGCGCCAACCCGCUGCUCUGCGUGCAGCCACAACACAUCUCCGUCUCCGUCAAGGAGCUGGACCUCUACUUGGCCUACUACGUGCACCGCAGAGAGUCCGAAGAGAGUGGAAGCCCCGGCCGGACGGUGGCCGAUCAGGAGGACGGUCGCGCGCCCACCACGGACGGUCCCGAGUUCCGUGACGCAUUCGUGACGUCGGGAGUUUUCAGCGUCACCGAGCUGGUGCAGGUGUCUAGGACUCCCGUGGUCUCGGGGGCGGGGCCGAGUUUCUCCAUCGGGGAACUUCAAGGCCACCUGGCGUACGAUCUCAACCAAACGCUCCUGCAGCCCAUCAACAUGCGACGCACCCUCGCCAGCACCUCAUCCAGCGGGAGCAAGCGGCACAAGUCCGGCUCGGUGGAAGAAGAGGUGGGCAGCCCUGGCGGCGACUAUUACCACUCACCGUCCUCUCCGGCCAGCGGCUCCAGAAACUGGGCGGACGACAUGGAAGAAGGCGCGUCUCCUCCGGCGAAGAAGGCCGAGCUGGACGGCAGCCCUUCGGCCCGGGAGGACUCGCCCAGGCUGGGCUCCUUCACCCAGCAUCAUCGACCCGUCAUCGCCGUGCACAGCGGUCUGCCCCGUCCUCACCCGUCGCCGUCUUUGCACUUCCCGUCUUCGUCCUACUUCCCGCACGGAGCCAUCCGCUACCCUCCGCAUCUGGGACAGGACCCCAUUAAAGACCUGGUCUCAUUGGCCUGCGACCCCGCCAAUCAGAGCUCGCUAAACGGCAGCAACCAGCUGAAGGUGAGCAGCCAUUACCUCUCCUCUCAGAUGCUGGCCCCCGCCCUGGGGCCGCCCCCGUCCCCGCUGCCUCGGCCCACUCUGCCGGCGGACGUCAAGCCCCCCAGCACGUCCUCCGACGGAGCCGCCAACUCCCCCGCGUCGCCCACGUACUCGGCCCCCGGCACCCCCGGGACCCCGCCUGGCAGUCGCUCCUCCUUUGUGGGCGUCGCGUCUCGAGACCCUGCUGGACUCUACCAAGCCCAGUCUUGGUAUCUGGGCAACUGA